AUGGCGGUAGAGCUUCAGCAGAAGCUGCUGCAGGACGCGCAGUCUAUCGACGAAGUGACGCGAUUACUCCGCCACGAGAUUGCAUUGUUCCAGCGCACAAUGUAUAAGAACCACAGCCAACACCGUCGCGCGUCUUUCUUCCAGAACUUGCAGCAUGUGAAGCGCUAUGUACGGGAUAUCAAACUUGAAGCACUGGCUGUCGCAUUUGCCAAGGCCGCAGUUGUUCUCCGACAGUUAGAACUGCAGUCAGGAGCCCAUCAUAUUGCCUGGAAGGCGCUGGCCUCCGAUAUCAAGAUCAGUGCGGACGCUGCGCUGCGGAAGCUCCAGAUCGUUGCUCAAGCUGCGGCAGACGUGAUUUGCGUCGCCCAAAAGGCGUACAAAUGUUUGCUGGUCCAAUUUGCAAUGACGUACUUUAUGCCGUUUGUCCUGACGAUGAACAGCAUCCUCGCUCGGCUGACGAUACUGAUGAAGACAAUCCUUGUGCGAGCAAUUGAGCUCCACGGAGGCAUCACGCUGCUGUAUUUGAACGAAGUGACCAAGUCCAAUCCACUUCGUGCCAAAGUUACUGCGGUGCAGCUCCGCGGGUAUCAGAUUCCCUCCGACGUGCUGCAAAUUGCGAACGCCUAG
Messenger RNA from Hyaloperonospora brassicae, 627 nucleotides. The record is from the annotation of a GenBank genome assembly. NCBI's taxonomy places the organism in Eukaryota, Oomycota, Peronosporomycetes, Peronosporales, Peronosporaceae.